Messenger RNA from Nicotiana attenuata, 1821 nucleotides. Its product is annotated as bystin. Gene Ontology annotation, cellular component: preribosome, small subunit precursor; nucleolus; cytoplasm. The coding region runs from base 71 to 1417 and encodes 448 amino acids. Gene Ontology annotation, molecular function: snoRNA binding. Lineage: Eukaryota; Viridiplantae; Streptophyta; Magnoliopsida; Solanales; Solanaceae. The transcript has 12 exons. The record is from RefSeq and is a predicted model, not a curated record. Gene Ontology annotation, biological process: rRNA processing.
UGGCGCAUAGUGUAGCCCUAAAAAACACAGCGAAACUGUGCAAUAGAGGUUUAACCACAACAAAGCAAAAAUGGGGAAGAAGAGAGAACGACUCACAAAUCCAGAACCCUUUAUUGAAGAUGAUGAUUCCAAAUCCAAAGCCUCCUCCAAAAAACGCUCCAAAGCUCCUAAAUCCCACCAGCAGCAACAACAGGUUAUAUCGUCUAGCAUGAGCUCAAAAAUAUUGAAGGAGGCAUUACUUCAGCAGAAGGAGGUAGAUGAAGAGGAGACUCGAGAGAGAAAUCCUAACGCUCUAGUUUUCGAUGAGGAUGUUGUUGCAACUAAAGCUGUAGAGGAGGAAGACGACGACGACAUUGAUAAUUUUGGUGGGUUCAACGAGACCCAAAGCCAAUUUGGUGAUUUGGAGGAUCAGGUUAAUGAAGAGGAGGUGAGGCUAGUGGAGGCUUUUCUGUCUGCAGAUAAUCGCCCCGAGCUCACAUUGGCCGACAUCAUUAUCGGAAAGCUCAAGGAAAAAGAUGCUCAAGUUUCUUCAGAAGUGCAACCAAUGCCCAAACUGGAUGACUCGAUCAUUGAGUUGUACAAAGGUGUUGGCAAACAUCUUAGCAAAUACACUUCAGGAAAGAUGCCUAAAGCGUUCAAACACAUUCCUUCGUUACAAUAUUGGGAAGACGUUCUAUAUUUAACAGAACCUGAGAAAUGGUCACCAAAUGCAAUGUACCAAGCCACAAGAAUAUUUGCUUCAAAUUUGGGUGUCAAGAAGGCAGAGCGCUUUUACAAGUUUGUCUUGCUACCACGAGUUAGAGAUGAUAUUCGCAAGAAUAAGAGAUUGCAUUUUGCUCUGUAUCAGUCUCUGAAGAAAUCUCUUUAUAAGCCUGCUGCCUUCAAUAAGGGAAUCUUGUUUCCUUUAUGUGAGUCAAGGACAUGCACCUUGCGAGAGGCUGUCAUCUUCGGCAGUGUUAUUGAGAAGGUUUCUAUUCCACAUCUUCAUGCUAGUGUGGCACUGCUGAAGCUUGCAGAGAUGGAGUAUUGUGGCACAACAAGUUAUUUUAUCAAGUUACUAAUUGAGAAGAAAUACGCUUUGCCCUAUCGUGUACUUGAUGCCAUGGUAUCACACUUCAUGAACUUUUUUGAUGAAACAAGAGUCAUGCCUGUGAUCUGGCACCUGUCACUUCUUGUAUUUGUGCAGAGGUACAAAACUGAGUUGAGGAAAGAGGACAAAGCUAACAUAAGAGCACUUGUUGAAAGGCAAAGACAUAGACUGAUUACACCCGACAUAUUGAGGGAAAUCGAUAAGAGCAGAAGUCGGGGGGAAAAGGAGGAUGAUGCUAUGUCAAUUGCAAGUCCUCUUUCCGUGAUCAAUAAAGCAAUUGAAGAAGAUAGGUUUGAUAUCCCUGACGUUCCUAUGGAGGAGGACUAGAUUUUUGAUCAGCUCUCUAUGAGUGUAUGUGAUGGUAUAUUAGCAGUUUCGGAUUCAGUAUGGAUAGAGACUGAGAGCUGUGCCACAUGAUACAUGAGCAUUCCUGUGUGGGCUGUUGGAGUUGGGAGUUGACUAGAGAUAUUGCAAGAUAUUCUUUCAUGAUAUUUAUAAUUUUUGGUCAUAUCUUCAUCAGCUUAUGCCUAAAUAGGUAUAUGCGACGAACCUCGAAAGUGUAAUUGCCCUGGGUUUUCAAAUUUAGUGUACCAUGUAAUAGCCCCGUGACUUUAAAAGUUUGAGAAUCCCAAGUAGAGAUGUGUACUCUUUUGGUAAACAGUAUCAAAACAGACUAAACUUAUUUACAAGAAACAAAGCAUAUACAGGAGUUGAAUCAACUUUAUCUUCCA